AUGGCCGCCGAAUUCGAGACCCUCUCCUACCCCCACAAGACCAGCGAAUACACCUACCGCGUGCCCACCCCACCCCGCAUCGUCGUGCCCCCACCAACCCUCAACUCCGACGCCCUGCCCAGCAUAACCCUCUCCGCCCUCCAAUCCGCCAACUUCCUCAACAAUAUCAACUACACCAACCUCGUGACUCAAAACGCCCUCAUCGAAUGGACCUACGAGCGCCGCCGCGAAGCCCAAAUGAUCCUUCCAUUCCUCUACCUCGGUCCCAUGACUGCAGCUAAAGACGAGAGCUUCUUGCGCGGCGAGACGGGCCAUGGGGUUGGUGAGACCAGAGUACCCGGCAGUAUCACGAUGGUAUUGGGAGUGAGACAAAAACACAGUUUCGAGAGCAAACUCAUGCACGGCGCGCUUAGGAAGCCACGGGCCCUGGGGAUUGUGUGCGAGACGGUGGAUCUGGCGAAUAACCAAGACUUGAUCCAGAAGUUCCCGCAGACGACGGCGAUGAUCAAUGAUCACCUCGCACAGUACUUUCGGCAGACUGGGAAGACGGGCAAGGUGCUGGUGGUGUGUGAGUCUGGUAACGAGAGGGGCGCAGGGGUCGUGGCGGCGUACUUGAUGGGCACGCACACGGAUGUGGAUUUCAUCAAAGCCAUGCAGCUCGUGCAGGCGCAGAGGUUCUGUGCGAAUUUCGACGAUGCGAUGAAGAGGCUUCUGCAGGGGUACUGGGAUAUUCUGUGUGCGACGAGGCAAGUCGCUGCAGUGAACGAGUCGAAUCACGAUAGCAACGGGACAGUGACUGUGCCUUUGUCCGGUCCGCAGAAUGCAUCGACUAAGCGAGGCUUGCAGCGUGAUGAGGAUGAGGACAUGGAUGGCAUUGACGAGGACGAUCUGGAGAGGUUCGGCGGGAGGACAUUUGCGCCUUUUACCGACCAGACACUUUGA
This is a messenger RNA of Recurvomyces mirabilis, 942 nucleotides long. RefSeq lists its product as uncharacterized. The coding region runs from base 1 to 942 and encodes 313 amino acids. The record is from RefSeq and is a predicted model, not a curated record. Gene Ontology annotation, cellular component: nucleoplasm; cytoplasm. NCBI's taxonomy places the organism in Eukaryota, Fungi, Ascomycota, Dothideomycetes, Mycosphaerellales, Teratosphaeriaceae. The transcript has a single exon. Gene Ontology annotation, molecular function: protein tyrosine/serine/threonine phosphatase activity; F-box domain binding. Gene Ontology annotation, biological process: negative regulation of protein binding; negative regulation of SCF-dependent proteasomal ubiquitin-dependent catabolic process; regulation of ERK1 and ERK2 cascade.